UUGUUAGAUAGAGCCAAUCUAUUUUUGAAAAAUGUACAGCUUCCUUGCUUUGUCUCAUGAAGAUUUCCCUUAUUCAGGGAAGUGUCCAGUUCUUCUAGGAAAAAAUUAGAAUUCUGUCUGGUAAGUUCAUGUUGUGUAAGCACUGAAAACCACAGCUAGUUUGUAUUGGAAACAAUGAAACAGGAAGAAAGAAUUCACUCUAAACCCCAACCAGUUCUAGCUCCUUCUGAUGAUCAUCUACUGAAGAGAAACACAAAACUCAGGAGCUUCUAAACAAGGGGAGAGUUCCAUUAUGACAGGCUACUCAGAAUUUUAUUUCAAUGUGGAUCAUGGUUAUCUAGAAGGACUGGUCCGAGGCUUUAAAGCUGGAAUCUUGAAAGCUUCCGAUUAUGUUAACUUAGCCCAGUGCGAAACUCUGGAAGAUCUGAAGUUACACUUACAAACCACCGAUUAUGGAAACUUCUUGGCCAAUGAAACCGGCCCUCUCACCGUCUCUACAAUUGAUGAUAAACUAAAAUUCAAACUGCUGACAGAAUUUCAGUAUUUUAGAAAUCACGCCUUUGAGCCACUUUCAACUUUUCUAAAUUAUGUUACGUAUAGCUAUAUGAUUGAUAAUGUGAUUCUCCUCGUUACUGGUACAUUGCGCCAAAGACCCAUAGAUGAAUUGGUUCUUAAGUGCCAUCCUUUGGGCAACUUUGAGCAAAUGGAAGCUGUCAGCAUUGCUCCAAACCCUGCAGAUCUCUUCAAUGCAAUCUUGGUGGACACACCAUUAGCUGAUUUUUUUCAAGAUUGUGUAUCUGAAAAUGACCUGGAUGAAAUGAAUAUUGAACUCAUGCGCAACAAACUGUACAAGUCCUAUCUUGAGGCCUUUUAUGCAUUCUGCAAAAAAGAAGGUGGCACUACAGCAGAUAUAAUGUGUCCUAUUUUAGAGUUUGAAGCUGACCGGCGGGCAUUUAUUAUCACAAUUAAUUCAUUUGGAACAGAACUAAGCAGAGAGGACAGACAGAAGCUGUAUCCAACUUGUGGCAAACUGUAUCCAGAAGGCUUAGAUAUGCUCGCCAAGACUGAGGAUUAUGAGCAAGUGAAGGGUGUGGCAGACUACUAUGCUGAAUACAAGGCUUGCUUUGAAAUGGUUGGAGGUGGCACAGGUGACAAAACCUUAGAAGAUGCUUUUUUUGAGCUUGAGGUAAAAAUGAAUGUGCUGGCAUUCAACAAUCAAUUUCAUUUUGGAGUCUUUUAUUCCUAUGUUAAACUGAAGGAACAAGAAAACAGAAAUAUUGUAUGGAUUGCUGAAUGCAUUUCUCAAAGGCACAGAACAAAGAUUAACAACUACAUCCCUAUAUUCUAAAUUGAUUGUUAGUGGUGCCUUUUGUCAUUGUUUAAUGGUUCUUUACUAAAUUAUUCCUCAAAAAAUAACUAGUCUGUUUACAUAUUUGGCCAUUAGGAAAAAAUUGUCUUAGAAAGUAGCAUUUGGUUGUUCCUGCGUUAGAUCUGCUCAGAUGAAACAACUCAUGGCAUGAUUUGAGCAAUUUUCAGUUAUUAUAUUACAACAAAAGUAAAGUGAAUACAAAAGCUUGUGAUUAGGAUGUUUCAAAUAUCCUACUUCAUAAAAAGCAAUCAUCCAUUUAAAGGGUUGUCAAUAUGUUUUUCCAUAUAAAGGCAUGCUCCACUUGAAGAGAUUUUCAAGACACGUAUGACUUAAUGAUAAAUAAAAAUCAGUUGAGAUUGUACUUUAAACUGGAGAGGCUUGUGAACAAUUAGCAGCUGGGGCAAAGGUUUAUGCAGGUGUGGUCAAGAAAUUGAAAAUGGUGGCUGAGUGGUGCAACUGAAGCUCUGGGUGUUUUAAUGUGUGUCCUAUAUGUGAUGCACAUAAUAAACAGGUAUACUAUCAAUCACAUCAUUAUGGCUGCUAUAUUGACUUUUCUGAUUUCACUCCAUGAACACUUCUCAGUUGGAGAGUAAGCAAAGGCACACAAGUCACCUUAUCAUAGCCUUCUGUAUUAUGUCAAGAUGGAUGUAAUUUCUAUUAUAUCACAGACAUUAUUUUAAGAUCUGGCUUUAUUUUAUGCAACAUUGUACCAAAUUUGAUCCUUUUUGGGGUUCAUGAUCAGGAGUUAUCAGGAGUUGUGUAACACUAUUGAAAACUUGCUAUCUCCUUAAUGAGCAGCACAAACAUUUAUCCACUUAGUGCAAAACUGCAAUAUGUGAUAAUUUUAAACAGCCAAACUGAUUUCUAUCUAAUGCCUAAAUUAGGUUAAAUGGGCCUUUUUCUGGAAUGCAUCAUAAUUUAGUCAUUAGAUAGAAAUCAGUUUGGCUGUUUAAAAUUAUCACAUAUUGCAGUGAUAAGGUGACUUAUGUGCCUUCUUUGCAUUUUUAUUCAUUACUAGCUGUUACCCAGCCACGUGUUGCUGUGGCUCAGUCUGGUUAAAUGGAAAAGAAAGAAAAGAGAAAGCACACGUUUGUAAUAUGUUUAAUUUCAAAAUGCUUGUGGGUAUACAAUAUUUUUUGUUGUUCCAUUGUCUGUGCAG
Molecule: messenger RNA, 2528 nt
Organism: Crotalus tigris (Tiger rattlesnake)
Lineage: Eukaryota; Metazoa; Chordata; Lepidosauria; Squamata; Viperidae
Gene: ATP6V0D2
Product: ATPase H+ transporting V0 subunit d2
Exons: 8
Coding region: 293-1348 (351 amino acids)
Biological process (GO): proton transmembrane transport; vacuolar acidification; vacuolar transport
Cellular component (GO): proton-transporting V-type ATPase, V0 domain; lysosomal membrane; vacuolar proton-transporting V-type ATPase complex
Molecular function (GO): proton-transporting ATPase activity, rotational mechanism
Source: RefSeq, a predicted model, not a curated record